Molecule: messenger RNA, 1944 nt
Organism: Andrographis paniculata
Lineage: Eukaryota; Viridiplantae; Streptophyta; Magnoliopsida; Lamiales; Acanthaceae
Exons: 10
Coding region: 18-1067 (349 amino acids)
Molecular function (GO): catalytic activity
Source: RefSeq, a predicted model, not a curated record
AAUAGGAUAGACCUGCAAUGUUGCUCGCGAGUUCUUGUGCGGUAUCGUUAAUGCGUGGGCCUAGAUUAAUCGAUGGCAAACUCAUGAACCAGACGCCGGGAGCGAAGAGUAUGUUUAAAGUGUUUGCCAGUGAAUUUCCUGUAUUUCUUCCCAAGGAAGUUGCGAAUGUUGAGGACGCAUUUGGCAGAAAGCUGGCUUCGAGGAUUGAGAGAUUGCCUGUGCAACUGAGUUUGUCGAAAAGUUGCAUUAUGAGUAGCUGUGUAAAGCCCAAAACACAGCUCAAUGGCAGCCCCCUGGUUCUCCUCCAUGGUUUCGACAGCUCCUGUUUAGAAUGGAGAUAUGCCUUUCCUUUGCUUGAGGAGGCAGGAUUAGAGACCUGGGCUGUUGAUAUUCUUGGAUGGGGCUUCUCCAAUUUGGAGAACCUUCCUCCAUGCAAUGUAGCUUCAAAGUGUGAUCAUCUUUAUCAGUUUUGGAAAACCUAUAUCAACAGACCAAUGGCAUUGGUAGGACCAAGUCUUGGAGCAGCAGUUGCCAUCGACUUUGUUGCCAGACAUCCAGAAGCUGUGGAAAAGCUUAUUUUUAUUGAUGCAAGUAUCUAUGCAGAGGGUACUGGAAGCCUUGCAAAGUUACCGAAACCGAUAGCAUAUGCUGGAGUGUAUUUGCUAAAGAGCUUGCCAUUGCGCCUAUACGCAACUUGGUUGGCUUUUAAUGGUUUGCCAUGGAAAAUUUGCCUGGACUGGACAAAAAUUGGUCGGCUGCAUUGUUUCUAUCCUUGGUGGGAGGAUGCCACUGUCAAUUUUAUGAUCAGCGGAGGAUACAAUGUUGGUGCACAGAUUAAUCAGGUAAAGCAGAAAACACUCAUCAUAUGGGGCGAAGACGAUCAGAUUAUUGACUAUAAGCUUGCCGUGCGACUACACGGCGAAUUACCAAAUGCAGUCUUACGGCAAAUACCCGAUUGCGGCCACAUUCCUCAUGUGGAGAAGCCUGCUGCAGUUUCUAAGUUGAUUACAGAGUUUGUUCAAGCAGAUAGCAACGUCGAAGACACAAAGGGAUUAAUCUUGUCUUGAAGGGACACUUCUCUGAUCCCAACAAACGUUAGGAGAAAUGGCUGAGUUUGGUGAGUUCACCUGCCUAGAUGGUACUCACACUAACCAUUCUAUUUUCAGUCAUAUAUCAUCAUCUUGCUUUGUGUAUAUUUCAAGAAUUGACUCUCAUUUUUCAUAUCCUAUUUCACUUUAGUUCAUUUAAAUUAUGGAUCAAACAAACACACACAUUCAAAAGAAAAGGGGAAUCACAUUCUCUUGCUUUUUGUGCACAACAGAGGGGAAAAAAACAAAACAAACAAAAGAAAAAAGGCGUGGUGGAGUGGAGGUAGCUGUGCCAUUGUUGACAGGAUGGAAACAAACUAAUUCUUGAUAAGGGAAUCAUUCCUUUCCAGUCAAAUUUGGACACCCCAUCCACCCCAUAACUUAGAUUCUUGGCUACAUCAUUAAUCCAGAAAUUACUGGAGUUAGGAAGACAGGCACUAUCACAAGGAUGCUGCUUCUGCUUCGAUGGAUCUUCAUCGUCGCCUCGCCGUUGCUGCUGUCUGUGUUGCUAAAUCCACUCCCCGUCGGCCCGAGGCUGACGCCGCCGCUGGGAGAUACUGUGGAUGAACCUGGAACUGUAGUUGUGCCACCAGUGGUUGGUGUUCCUCCCAUUGUUGGACCAGUGGGUGUUGUGCUGACUCCGUUGCUGCAUAGAUUUAGGUGUGUUUGAAUAAACCAUGAAUGGAAAGAUCUGUUUAGUUAAUGGGUAUUCAAAAUUGGUAGCAGAAUUUGAAAGUUGAGAAAAAAAAAAAUGAAAGACAGGUCACAUGAUGGCUUAUUUUGUGGCUUCAAAAGCUGACUGUAACCAUAACUUAUAUUUAUUACAUCCCAGGAAUGGACAGUAGGUCUAAUCUAC